Messenger RNA from Mandrillus leucophaeus (drill), 2375 nucleotides. It is a transcript of the gene UMOD, whose product is annotated as uromodulin. The coding region runs from base 230 to 2122 and encodes 630 amino acids. Gene Ontology annotation, biological process: neutrophil migration. Gene Ontology annotation, molecular function: calcium ion binding. NCBI's taxonomy places the organism in Eukaryota, Metazoa, Chordata, Mammalia, Primates, Cercopithecidae. The record is from RefSeq and is a predicted model, not a curated record. The transcript is spliced from 10 exons. Gene Ontology annotation, cellular component: apical plasma membrane; cell surface.
ACAACGACCUCACAGCUUGGACAAGGCAAACAUUAUGCCAGGAGAAAAAAAUAUUCCACCCCCAAGAAAACAAUAUCAAAAAACAGAACUAGAGAAUAAUUGGAGGAAAGAUUGCCAGCCUGGGGCAGAUGUGUAUAUAUAAGUAUGAGGCACAUCGUGACCAGACUAACUCUACCUUUCCGGCUUCAGGUGUUCUCUAGACCAGAAGUAGCUGGGAAGAGCAGAAAGGAUGGGACAGCCAUCUCUGACUUGGGUGCUGUUGUUGGUGGUGGCCUCUUGGUUAAUCACAACUGCAGCCACUGACUCCUCAGAAGCAAGAUGGUGCUCUGAAUGUCACAGCAAUGCCACCUGCAAGGAGGAUGAGGCCGCCACGACAUGCACCUGUAAGGAGGGCUUCGCCGGCGACGGUCUAACCUGCGUGGACGUGGAUGAGUGCGCCAUUCCUGGGGCUCACAACUGCUCCGCCAACAGCCGCUGCGUAAACACGCCAGGCUCCUUCUCCUGCGUCUGCCACGAAGGCUUCCGCCUGUCGCCCGGGCUCGGCUGCACAGACGUGGAUGAGUGCGCAGAGCCUGGGCUUAGCCACUGCCACGCCCUGGCCACGUGUGUCAAUGUGGUGGGCAACUACUCGUGCGUAUGCCCCGCGGGCUACUGGGGGGAUGGAUGGCACUGUGAGUGUUCUCCGGGCUCCUGCGGGCCGGGGCUGGACUGCGUGCCCGAGGGCGACACGCUCGUGUGCGCGGAUCCGUGCCAGGCGCACCGCAUCCUGGACGAGUACUGGCGCAGCACCGAGUACGGGGAGGGCUACUACUGCGACACGGACCUGCGCGGCUGGUACCGCUUCGUGGGCCAGGGCGGUGUGCGCCUGGCCGAGACCUGCGUGCCAGUCCUGCGCUGCAACACGGCCGCCCCCAUGUGGCUCAACGGCUCGCAUCCGUCCAGCGACCAGGGCAUUGUAAGCCGCAAGGCCUGCGCGCACUGGAGCGGCCACUGCUGCCUGUGGGAUGCGUCCAUCCAGGUGAAGGCCUGUGCCGGCGGCUACUACGUCUACAACCUGACGGCGCCCCCCGAGUGUCACCUGGCGUACUGCACAGACCCCAGCUCCGUGGAGGGGACGUGUGAGGAGUGCAGUUUAGACGAAGACUGCAAAUCGAAUAAUGGCAGAUGGCACUGCCAGUGCAAACAGGACUUCAACAUCACUGAUAUCUCCCUCCUGGAGCACAGGCUGGAAUGUGGGGCCAAUGACAUGAAGGUGUCCCUGGGCAAGUGCCAGCUGAAGAGUCUGGGCUUCGAGAAGGUCUUCAUGUACCUGAGUGACAGCCAGUGCUCGGGCUUCAAUGACAGAGACAACCGGGACUGGGUGUCUGUAGUGACCCCAACCCGGGAUGGCCCCUGUGGAACAGUGUUGACGUGGUCCUGGAAGGCAAGGUCUGUAUCCUUAAUGUACAGAGAACCAGGACCUCACCUACAGAGGCCUCCUCAAAUGAAACCCAGAGCCUGGUCCUCUCACCAACCCUUCUCCCCCGGCAGUGUCCUAAACAUCAGAGUGGGCGGGACCGGCAUGUUCACGGUGCGGAUGGCCCUCUUCCAGAGCCCUUCCUACACGCAGCCCUAUGAAGGCUCCUCCGUGACGCUGUCCACUGACGCUUUUCUCUAUGUGGGCACCAUGUUGGAUGGGGGUGACCUGUCCCGAUUUGCACUGCUCAUGACCAACUGCUAUGCCACGCCCAGUGGCAAUGCCACGGACCCCCUGAAAUACUUCAUCAUCCAGGACAGAUGCCCACAGACUAAAGACUCAACUGUCCAAGUGGUGGAGAACGGGGAGUCCUCCCAAGGCCGAUUUUCCGUCCAGAUGUUCCGGUUUGCUGGAAACUAUGACCUAGUCUAUCUGCACUGUGAAGUCUAUCUCUGUGACAUCAUGAAUGAAAAGUGCAAGCCUACCUGCUCUGGGACCAGAUUCCGAAGUGAGAGUGUCAUAGAUCAAUCCCGUGUCCUGAACUUGGGUCCCAUCACACGGAAAGGUAAGAGAACCACUCCCUCCUCAACUGUUUUCUUUUCAGGACUCCUGAAAGUCUGGCUGCCUCUGCUUCUCUCGGCCACCUUGACCCUGACUUUUCAGUGACUGACAGCAGAAAGCCCUGUGCUCCGUGGCUGCCGUCUCCCUUCCUGCCGGGCAGGGGGCACGAUGUAGGCCAGUGCUCCAGCCACAGAAAAGAAAGUUCAUGCUUUGGUCAGCCUGCCUUCUUUUCUCCCCUUUCAUCCUGGCUGUCGAGAAACAGCCUGUGUCUUUAAACGCUGCUUGUUCUCAAAAUGGGACUUGUGACGGUGUACCUGAGUCCCCCAUCUCCUGGCAAAAUAAUGAGUUUUAAAUCUCA